AUGAUGAAGAGUAGAGAGAAGGAGAAAGAAGAUGUGGGGGUGUUGAGAAGGGAGAGAAAGAAGAUGAUAAUGAUGAAGAGUAGAGAGAAGGAGAAAGAAGAUGUGGGGGUGUUGAGAAGGAGAGUGAAGGAGAAAGAAGAUGUGGGGGUGUUGAGAAGGGAGAUGAGGGAAGAGAGUGUGUGA
This is a messenger RNA of Saccharomycopsis crataegensis, 183 nucleotides long. RefSeq lists its product as uncharacterized. Bases 1 to 183 code for a protein of 60 amino acids. Lineage: Eukaryota; Fungi; Ascomycota; Saccharomycetes; Ascoideales; Saccharomycopsidaceae. The record is from RefSeq and is a predicted model, not a curated record. The transcript has a single exon.